Molecule: messenger RNA, 2222 nt
Organism: Asterias rubens (European starfish)
Lineage: Eukaryota; Metazoa; Echinodermata; Asteroidea; Forcipulatida; Asteriidae
Exons: 2
Coding region: 263-1945 (560 amino acids)
Source: RefSeq, a predicted model, not a curated record
AAAAGUUUUACAUGCUGUGGCUAAUAUUCCAACUGGGUUAGAUAAUUGAAAGGUACAUAGUUUUGUUCAACCUUAAUGUUGAACAGUGUGUGUGUGAUUUUGAAUAUUUAAUUUGUGUGAUGUAGUGAAAGUCAUGACAGUACACAAACUGCAUGAAACAUACUGAAUACUGAUCAUCAAUUUGCUGAACUUAUUGAGUGUUUUAUGGCACAAAUAGAAUUAGCAAAUAAAAGUGUGGUCAUGGACAAAUAAUCAGUACCUUAUGUUAUUUGUUAUAUUUUGUUUUCAGGACAAAAUGCCGAAGUAUCAAGUCGCUAAGAGGGAGAAGGGUGCUAUGCGGUUCCUGACACUGACUGGGGAGAGAAAGCGGGAUAGACGAGCUGUGGUUUCCUCCGACAGAUGUGUGUUUUUUUCUGACUUUACUGUUUCUUCUGUGAAUUCUGCUGUCUUUCACUCUGACAUGACUCAAGUGUCUAUGCUUGAGGACGUCCCUGAGAAACUUGCAGAUGUGCAAGCUAUCAGGGACAGCAAUGAUAUGUAUGAAGAGCAUAAGAAGCAUAAAUUACUUGGCAAUAAGAAGCAUAAAUUACUUGGAAAUGAGAAGCAUAAAUUACUUGGUAAUAAGAAGCAUAAAUUACUUGGCAAUAAGAAGCACAACAUAUUUGGCAAUAAGAAGGUGAAACAAAGUGAUGUGAAGCUGGAAAAUGUCCACCAUGAGAAGCUUGGAAGUAACAGCGAUGAGAAGUCUGGAAGUCACAUCCAUGGUGAGAGUCUUAGCCAUUAUGAGUAUGAAGGUCACUGCCAUGAGAAGACUGAAAGUCACAGCCAUAAAGGUGAGAGUCACAGUCGUUGUGAGUAUGAAGGUCACUGCCAUGACAAGUCUGAAAGUCACAGCAAUGAGAAAGGUGAGAGUCAAAGCCAUGACAAGUCUGAAAAUCACAGCAUUGAAAGCAUUGAGAAGCCUGAGAAUCCCAGCCAUGAGAAUGAUGACAGUCAUAGCCUUGAGAAGCUUGAGAGUCGCAGACAUGAGAACGGUAAAAUUAAAAGUUAUGAGAAGCCUAAGAGUCACAGCUAUAAUGACAAGACUGUGAAUGCAAGCCAUGAGAACGGUAAGAUGGAAAGUAGCAAUCAUGAUAAGAUUGAAAACGAUGAGAUGCUUGAGAAGAAUAAGGACAAUUUUCAGCUAAAAGGGCCAAAGAAAUGUUGCAAAAAGUGUAAAAGCCAUAAAAGAAGUGAUAACAAGCAGAAAACGAACAGUCCAUGUGAGAUUCACAAAUCUAGCCCUGAGAAACAUAAGAGACGAAGUAGUACAAAUGAGUACCAAAUGAAGAGACGUGGAGGUCAUUGCAUUUAUGAGAAGGUUGGUAACCAUCAUGUGUAUACAAAAAGUAUGAGUAAGACGAGUGUCUUGUUUGUAGUACCAGUGAAGCAGAGGUGUCCCCGUUCAUUGAAAAGGAAAGUAGUUGAAAUAUGUUCAUGUAAGAAGAGCCAUAAACGUCUGAGAAAGAAUAGAAAGAUACCAACAAUUGGAUACACAGUGCCGAGCCACACAAGAGUGACCAAAAAGUCCAAAAAACGCAUGAUGUAUAAUUAUCGCAAAAAUGGUAAAUCUGUAGAAGUUCGUAUAAAAAAGGAGGAUAGACAUACACAUGAACAGUUGAGGAAAACCAUAUUUGGUCAUACAAGCAGAACUAUCAACAAAAUAAUUCAUGCAGAUCAAGACAAGAGAACCAAAAAAGUGACAAAUGUAAUGAAAGGCAAGAUUCGGUCAAAAGCUGGUAAGAAGAGAAAGACUUGUGAAUCUAAAAAACAAGAAGUUCAGGAUGUCAAAGUUGUAGACCAUGGCAAUUUAUCUAUCUGUUGGCUUUGUGAUAGAAUUGAUAAAUGUGGCACAAGGAAGAUGCAAUGUGAUAAAUGUUGUGUGUGGUUUCACACUAGUUGUUAAGGUUUAUUUGAUAUGGAGAAACAUUUGAUUUGUAAGACAUUCACUUGGGUUUGCCGUAAAUGUGGACAUGGAAAUUACAGUGACACUUUAUGUCAUAAUUUUGGUAUACCUACAGAUGAGAAUGUUUUUGACUUGGCAUGCAGUGGAAUGGACCAGUGUUAUUCUGACGGGUUUAUAGAUCAAAUGGAUGCAAAGGACACAAGAAUACAAAGCUCAUCGAUAGUGGAACACAGAAAUGUCCAUGGCAGUCAAGUUGAAGAUGGGACAAGCAUUAUGA